CCCCACUGGCUUGGAGCUCAUGCUCGCCGUGGUACGUCCGGUCUCAGCGCUGCUCCUUGCGCUUCCUCCGGCGUAGGGCAUCUCUCGGCGCCCUCCCCAGUGCGCCUUCUCCCCACCUCGUCGAUCAAGGCUACCCCCCUCGAUCCUGACGCUGCACCGCGCCCCCUCCUCCUUCCGAUCGGUGUCGCCCUCCACCGAUCACCACCACCGGCCGCGUCUCUGGCCGAUACGCCUCUCCACUACCCUAGUGACGCCGCCCCC
Messenger RNA from Schizophyllum commune H4-8, 261 nucleotides. RefSeq lists its product as uncharacterized. The transcript has a single exon. The annotation marks the transcript as partial. NCBI's taxonomy places the organism in Eukaryota, Fungi, Basidiomycota, Agaricomycetes, Agaricales, Schizophyllaceae. The record is from RefSeq and is a predicted model, not a curated record.